Trichoderma virens Gv29-8 is the source of this 1038-nucleotide messenger RNA. Its product is annotated as carbohydrate esterase family 16 protein. The transcript is spliced from 3 exons. Gene Ontology annotation, molecular function: hydrolase activity, acting on ester bonds. Lineage: Eukaryota; Fungi; Ascomycota; Sordariomycetes; Hypocreales; Hypocreaceae. The coding region runs from base 1 to 1038 and encodes 345 amino acids. The record is from RefSeq and is a predicted model, not a curated record.
AUGCGGUCAAUUCUGUUAAUAUCUAGCUUUGCUACGGCCUUGAACGCUGCUUCUCUACAUCCCAAAUCAGAUUUCAAAUAUCUCGUCACAUUUGGAGACAGUUAUACUGACAAUGGACGACUCAACUAUUACGGAUCUCAUCAAGCCCAUGGACCGCCACCAGGAGUGUUGCCAGCUGAGACUAACGUCACUGCCAGCGGAGGCUUGACGUGGCCGCAAUAUGUUAGAGGCAGCACGGGUGCAACUUUAUAUGAUUAUGCCAUCUCUGGUGCCACAUGUGAUAACAACAAUGUGGCAAGAUGGGCAGCAUUUAUGAAUGCUAAUUUUCCAUCAAUUAUUACCGAUGAAAUCCCAUCUUUUAAGAAUGAUCGCAAGACGGCUUUAUACCGUGGUGUAACUGCGGCAAACGCUGUUUAUGCGCUGUGGAUAGGCACAAAUGACUUGAGUUACACUGGCAUCCUCAGCGACUCACAAGUGGCUGGAACAAAUAUUACGACGUACAUCGACUGUCUUUGGUCUACUUUUGACGCAAUAUACGAAAGCGGUGGCCGGCGCUUUGUUAUCCUCAAUUUAAACGCUCUUCAACUUGUAGGGCUCUACCGUCCCCAAUCGGAUGGAGGCGCAGGAGACAAUCAGUUCUGGCAAAACAAGACACUGUACAACCAGACAGAGUAUGCCCAGAAGAUGCUCGAAUACACUACAUCAGCAAACACAAUAAUCGAUUACGGGGUCCCAUUUAAUUUGCUGGUCAAAAAUCGCUGGCCUGGUGCCAAGAUUGCAAUUUUCGACAUACACAGCUUCAUUACCGAGAUCUAUAACAAGCCAAAGAACUUUUUGGAGCCACCAUACAAUGUCAAGGGAUUUUUCCAUCAUUGCGACGUAAAUGGUGCGAAUUGCCAGGACGGCCCGGGCUCCCUCGAUUCCUAUCUCUGGUACGAUGAGCUACACCCUUCAAACAAAACAGAUUCUCUUAUAGCGCAUGAGUUUAUUAAAGUCGUUUCUGGAGAUUCCAAGUUUGGUACAUAUUGGGGUCAUUGA